Messenger RNA from Notolabrus celidotus (New Zealand spotty), 1354 nucleotides. It is a transcript of the gene tmem88b, whose product is annotated as transmembrane protein 88 b. NCBI's taxonomy places the organism in Eukaryota, Metazoa, Chordata, Actinopteri, Labriformes, Labridae. The coding region runs from base 518 to 1201 and encodes 227 amino acids. The record is from RefSeq and is a predicted model, not a curated record. The transcript has 3 exons. Gene Ontology annotation, cellular component: plasma membrane. Gene Ontology annotation, molecular function: PDZ domain binding.
AGAGGAGGGAGGUUAAGAGAAGAGACAGCACCGUGGAGGAGGAGAGGGUGGUUAGAAAAAGGAGGGCGGAUAGUCAAAAGUUUGGCAUAUUUAAGACAAAGACAACAGCAAGUGUGAGAUUAGGAGCUUUCAAACUUUGAGGAGGGAGAUUCUCCAUUACUACUACGAGGAAUUUGGUUUUGUAUGUUUAACAGAAAUCAGAGGAACUGGAUCACAAUCAGCUUUCUGACAACUCUGGACUCUGGAGACGAAGCAGCAGGAGACCAGAGCUGCAGGAACCCAACAUACCAUAGAUAAGGGAACCUCCAAAGCUCCAUCAGAAGCUCUUGAAGUUUUUUUAAAGGAAAAACGGUGUGAAAUAAUUUCUUUCCAGAGAAUAGAGGACUUUGUUGAAGUGUGAGCCAAGAAAGUGUGAGUGGAGAUCUGAAUGGACUCUUGAGAAGAAGUGAUCGAAGCAGAAACAACCCCAAAGAACCAACACCAAGUGGCCCCUGUAGACCCUCUCUACGAUCUCAUCAUGAGUAUGACUGGAACUCUGGAGGCGGGGGCCCAUCACCAGGCCUUAGACCUGUCUGAGGAACUGCCCUCUCAUCACUACCAUCACCAUAACAACCACCAUCAGCAUCUCCAUCACUCAAACUCCCUGGCCUCUACCACAGCUGUGGGAGGUGGUAACGAAAUGCCUUCACGUGUGGUCGUACCUCCUCCUUAUUCUGCAGCCGAGAGCGGAGGAGGUGGCAGUGAAGCUCCUCUGGAGCUGCGGGGCUCCCUGGACUGCUGGGCCUGCUCAGUACUGGUGACAGCUCAGAACAUGGUUAUAGCUGCGAUUAAUGCCUGCCUUGCCGGACUGGUGUUCGGGACCAUCCUUACACCCACGAUUGUCAUGGUGGCGUUUGGCUUCCUCUGCCACUCAACAGUCCGCCCUCAUGGGACCACCCCCUACUGCUCAGACCUGCUGACUGAUGGAGGUUGUGUAGCCCUGUUGGUGGUAGGCUUCCUCUUGGUCACCCCUCUUCUUGUGCUGGCACUGGCUGCAUACUGCCGUCUGGCCCGACACCUCCAGCUGGGGCUGUGCUUCAUCCCAUAUAGCAGGGCCGUGUACAAGAACCUGCCAGCAACCCAUCACCGUGGCCUGGGUGCUGGCUGCUGUGGUGGCCGAGAUGGAGCUGAUGGUGGUGGGAAGGGAAAGGUCUGGGUGUGAGGAAUAGAUGUGCAUCAGUUAGAGGGGAGUGGAGUAAAACCAUAAGAUUAAUCUAUCAAUCUUUAUUUGUAUCAUGCCAAAUCACAACAAACGUUAUCUCAAGAUACUUUUACAAAAAGAGCAGGUCUACACCAUACUCUAUGUUCUAUUAUU